Galleria mellonella (greater wax moth) is the source of this 3129-nucleotide messenger RNA. It is a transcript of the gene Pcl, whose product is annotated as metal-response element-binding transcription factor 2. The coding region runs from base 367 to 2988 and encodes 873 amino acids. Lineage: Eukaryota; Metazoa; Arthropoda; Insecta; Lepidoptera; Pyralidae. The record is from RefSeq and is a predicted model, not a curated record. The transcript is spliced from 11 exons.
AACAGACAAAAUUUUACCGAAAUCGGAACGCAUUUAUAAAAUAAACGGCACAGAUAAACGGGCUAAUUCUAUUAAGGGCUUCGGGGGUUUAUUUUGCUAAAUUAAAUUUAUUAUAGGUAUUAUAAUUUAUCUAAAUCAUUGUGUAAUGUAAUAAAAACAGAGUGAAAUUUUUAAUUUAUUUCUGUCCAUAAUGUUAUACGCAAUUUUAUAUCAAUAAAAUACUUACCGCGGGAAAACUGUGAAACGUUUGACUACAAUAAUGGCCGCAAUAGCGCCAAUGCUCUUCAUGUUUGUUAAAUUACAAUGAAAUACAAUUUAAAUUAUGAUUAUUCACUCGUGUUCAUAAGUUAGAAUAUUGAAUUUGAAAUGGAUAUCAACACUGAGGUCUCAACUCAAUCACUACUCGAUGUACUUCUGAGCGACCUUGACAAAACAAUCACACCAUGUGCUAACAAAAAGAAUGAGAAAAAAGAAGAAGAAAUACAGAAUGCCAUGCCAGACUCUACAACCAACACGGAGAAAAACAAUGCCAAUCCAUUCCAUUGUGGGGAUGAUGUACUCGUACCAAAUAAAGAUGGGAGAUAUUAUUUAGGAACUAUAGUCGAGUUGAGCACAAGCAAUGACAAUGACUCGUGUGAAGUGGGUACUGGGGUCGCGAGGUGCCUCGUCAAGUUCGGAGACGGCACGCAUUCCUGGGCGCCGGUGUCGACGCUCAAACUGCUUAUUGCGCCGCCCGCGGAUGACGGUCGUAUCAUGUGCGUGGUAUGCAAGCGUCGCGAAGGUCCCGCUGCAAGUCCCGCCAUUAACGCAAUAAUUGCGUGUGAUAUGUGCGGUCGUGGAUAUCACGCGAAGUGCCACUCGCCACCAGUCGAAUCAUGGAUAAACGGGGCAUCGUGGAAUUGUAAAAGAUGCGUCGACCAAAGGUACAGAGUAGCUGCAGCAGAAAACAGAGCUUUAAAGAGAUCAGAUUUGUUCAGAUUUAAGGGAGGCCAACAAAGGCGACAGCAGCAGGAACUAACUCCACCAUGUGAUACUGCAUCCACCACAUCUUCAACCGCAUCAGAAGCAGGGAAAGAUCAAAAUGAAACCCACUGUUAUUGUGGUGAAAAAAGUGAUUACCUUGCACAGAUGUUGCUAUGCUGCCGAUGUUCCCGUUGGUUCCACCAAAGAUGCGUAUCAAGCUUACAGUACCCUUUAUACGCUGGUGACAAAUUAUACAUAUUCGCUUGCGCUAAUUGUAACGGUGGAAUGGAAUAUUUAAGACGGUUGGAGCUUUGUUGGUUAGACUUGGCUCACUUAGCACUGUACAAUUUGACAGCUUAUAACGCACCCAAUUACUUUGAUUUAGAUAACGUUAUAAUGCCAUAUAUAAUGGAUAACUGGCAUGCGCUGCAAUUACCUGAAAAGAUGUGGCGAACGCCCGUAAACGAGCGACGUGAGAAAAUUCUUACAGCUUUAACAUCGUCACGGAAGCGUUUUAAAUGCGGUCGUGAGAUGAAAAAGCGCGCCACGAUUUGGGGUUUACGCUUACGGCGCCCACCGCCUCAACCAAUGCAAUUAUCAGCUUUAGAACAGGUAAAAAAAGGAGAGCCAUUGACUGAUGAAUUAGUAAAGGAAUAUGCUCCCAGACUUCGCUUUUUACCACGAGCGCCGUCACCACAAAUACAAUCAUUUAUAGACGACAGUUCACAACCAUCAAGUAGCAACAGUGAAAAAAGUUCCUAUAAAACUCAUAAUCAGCAUAUGAUUGUACCAGUAGACGGUCACUGGUUGAAUUUGAUGAUGGGGAAACGUUUUCAUGAAAAUCUUAACUCUAAUUCCAAUUCCGAAAAUGAUUCAACUAGUUCCUAUGAGUCUGUAAAACCUACUGACACAGAGCAACGCUCUUCUACAAUUUGUACAUCUACCGCUAGAAAGUCUGAUGCCAAAGAUGAUAAUUUAGAAAAAAUACCUGUGCUAAAUGAAAUUGAGUCAAAUGAAGCGAAGCCAAGUUGUGAAAACUCAUUAGUGCCAUCUCUCAAUGCAUCCUUAGUUCCAUGCUCAGUGAAAUUAGACAAAAUUUCCAAAACGAAUACAGAUAUAAUUGAUGUUAACAAAAGUAAUGCUAGCAACAUCAAUAUAAAUACACACUCCACUAGAAUAGCCACAAUGAACUUAGAAAUAUCUAAAUUAUCUACCAAAAACAUUAUUGAACAUUCCAAAAUAAUGUCACUUCAGCACAUGGAUAGUUUAAUUCCAUAUAGUAAUAACUUUAGCCAUGACAUUGAGUCCUCAGGUGAUGAAACUUCUAGUAGAGGUACACUUGAUGCCAUUAUUCCACCACUAAAAGAUUUCCAAGGUAAAAACAACCCAUUUUUAAUGCAAAAUACAACAAAAACAAUGACAAAUGCAAAUUUGUAUAAAAAACAAAGUAAACAUAAUGGUAAACAAAAUAAUUUCCAUACUAGGUUUUCUUUGCCAGUUCAAUUAAACCCACUGAUGGGGCCCAUAGUAAGACCACUUAAACGAAAAUUAAGUGAAAAAGAUAUAAUAAUAGGUCCUAAUGGAGAAGUAAAAAGAAGAAAAUAUAGAAGACCAAGAAAGUAUUUACAAAUGCAGUUAAAUAAAUCAUGCCCACUGCCUGAUGAGACACACAAAGCUGCCCCAAUGCAAGGCGAUAAUGCAUUGGUAGGACAACAGAAUGCACACAACAACAACGUGAAAUUUCACGGUAGAAGACUGAGACAGAGACAAGAGAAAAAUUACUAUGAAAAUGCGCGAAGGAAUACAAACAAUAGUACUAGUAAUAAUAAUAGCGUAAAGAGCCUGCAACUGAGUCCGCACAAAGCGAACAAUGUAGCCGCGGAGGUGGACGCUCAGCAGCUGUCGGCACUCAAGUCGAGCGUGCAGUCGUACUUCCGCGCCGGCCAGACGUUCCGCAUACUCGCGCGCCGCUUGUCACCCGCCGCACCGCCCGCCUAUCUCAUUGAGUGGGAUUCCAGCGCCUAGUGUACUCUUUGACCGACAUUUCAUGAAUUUAUUUAAAAUAUACAUAUUAUUCUUAUAAUAUAUUAUAAGUGCUUGUCUGUAGUCUAAUUUAGUUGUACAGUAAGAUUGAGGAAUGUGAUAUAUAUUAUUAUUCCAAUUUGA